GCACUGUACACGGAAUUUCGAAUCAUUCAUACAUACUGGAACAGCUGAGCAAAUCCAGACCACUAAUACACCAUGUCGGCUGCAUCCACCUUCUUACAGAAAUUACUAACUAUGAUAGAACAUCCUGAUAGUGACCAGUAUAUCUCCUGGUGCCCUAACGGCACUUCGUUCAUUGUAUAUGAUUCGAUCGCUUUAGCAAAAUAUGUACUUCCGCAAUACUUUCGUCACAACAAAUUCACAAGCUUUGUACGACAAUUGAAUAUGUACGAUUUCCAUAAGGCGAGUAUUUAAUUGUGGGUACUGCGUGUAAAUAAGAUCAUCCGUGAUUUAUGACCAGUGUUUUUGUCGACAAGUGCAACUUGAGAAAAUGUCAGCUGCCUAUCUGCUCUCCCAGAACACUGACUUAAUUUAUGGUCUUCUCUUCAUGCAGAUACCAUUAAGCGAUACCGGUAUUGAGCCGAAUGAGAACGCGGUGCAAUUCAAAAACCUUAACUUCUUGCGUGGUCAACCCCAUUUGUUCGCUAACAUGAGGAGGAAAGCAAGCUCGCGCAAUGAGAAAGUGAACUCUGUGGUUGGUGAUAAAGAAUACAUCGAUAAUGCUUUGGCUAACUUGGCCCAAGCAGGGAGUAACAUGUCCAAAAGACUCAAUGAUGUAGAGUCUGAUAGUACAUACAUCAAAGACGAACUUAGCAAGCUAUAUCAGAGUAAUUAUCAACAAGAGCACACCGUCAAUCGGAUCAUGGGGUUCCUGACGUCAGUAUAUGGACCCAAUACCGAAAAUAACAUUCCCACAUUGAACACAAAUCAAAAUGUACAUCAAAUCCAAUACGGUCGCUCCCCGAAUGAUUCACCCCUGAUCUUCUCAAACGUAGACAAGACAUCUGGUAACUUCCAAUCUUCUACCAGCUCUCGGCGGAGCUGGGUGCAGUGAAAUCAUAACUUCUAAAAUUAUAACUAUUAUAUGCGGCGACGUAGGCACAGCGAGUGAUAUCACGUCGUUCCCUAUUUCGUCUAUUACCGCAUGACGGUUGAAUAUAGCCGUGAAUUGUGCAUCUGGCAUGACCAUCGGUCUUCGGUCUUUUGUCACAGGAGUCAAACAAUGCUCCCCACCUAAUAUAUAGGAGAAUACUGCGUGAAGAAGGGAGUUCUAAGAUAUCUCGUGCUUAUUUAUCGAAACCUUUUAGAGCUUUGGUUGUGAAGUCCGACUACCUUUGGUCAAGCAUUAGUUGCGCUCAUUAUAUAGCGCCCGACAACGCAGCCAAGACCACUUCAUACGAAGGAAUCCAUAUAAGAGGGAAUGUCAGCUUUCCGCCUGUGUUGUCAUACCGAGAACACUGGAAGGGUACUUUGAUAAUGCCUAGAAAGUGCUUAUAUAUCGACAUAGUGAAUCCGACAUGGCUCAACCAGAGCAGGAUGGGUUUGUAGCUCCAAGUACUCGUGUUGAGCAAAUCCACUACCGAUCUGAAAUGACAGAGAGACAAUACGUACAUAAACAGAUAAAGUUGUUCGUUGCUGCACUCGAAACAGUUGAAACAUAAUUUCUAUAUUGGUGGCAAAAAAAACCAUUCAAGCAGUGGUACGGCGUGAAUUUAGAAAGCGUGAAUUUAGCAGUAACAUACAUAGCUAUAGUGGCAGAUUUUAAGCAGAUCUAGAGAAUUAUAGCCUUCUUCUGUAUAAUUUAGAAGGCUAUGGAAAUAAUAACCAUUGAAGCAGCGCUAUAAAAAAUAUAUAAAAAUCAUUGUACAAAAAGUC
Molecule: messenger RNA, 1752 nt
Organism: Sphaeroforma arctica JP610
Lineage: Eukaryota; Ichthyosporea; Ichthyophonida
Exons: 2
Coding region: 368-931 (187 amino acids)
Source: RefSeq, a predicted model, not a curated record